Molecule: messenger RNA, 1808 nt
Organism: Filobasidium floriforme
Lineage: Eukaryota; Fungi; Basidiomycota; Tremellomycetes; Filobasidiales; Filobasidiaceae
Product: nucleotide-diphospho-sugar transferase
Exons: 3
Coding region: 187-1656 (489 amino acids)
Biological process (GO): UDP-N-acetylglucosamine biosynthetic process
Molecular function (GO): UDP-N-acetylglucosamine diphosphorylase activity
Source: RefSeq, a predicted model, not a curated record
UACAAACACACUACACCCCACACCUUUCGCCCUUCCUCCUGGACCAAGAAGGUAUACAUAACCAGACAGUCGCCCUCACACUUCAGCAAUACGCAACCCGUCACAGCAGAGCCUAGCGACAUCUACCACAGCUAGACAGGCUUCCACAACCCCAAUCAAACAAGCACAUCCCCUAUAUUCGCAACUAUGUCUUACGAAUCCACCCUCGCUCACCUUGAAGAACACGGCCAAGGCCAUCUCUUGGCGUUCUACCAUCAACUCCCCGAGGACCAGCAAUCCUCCCUCUUGAACCAGAUCAAGAGCAUCGAUAUCCCCCGUGUCAAUCGAAUCUUCCAGACCGCCAUCAAGGCCGACAAGGAUGCUGCCGAGGACGAAUCGAAAGAGACGCUCGAACCCCUCCCUUCGUCCGACACGGCUUCUACCACCGACCCGAAGGUUGCAGAGUCGUCUGUUCCCAAGUGGAAAGAGACGGGUAUGAAGGCUAUCAGGGAGGGCAAAGUCGGGAUCAUCCUCAUGGCAGGGGGACAGGGGACCCGGCUCGGUUCGUCUGCCCCAAAAGGUUGUUACGAUAUCGGUCUGCCCAGCGGCAAGACGUUGUUCAGGAUGCAAGGGGAGAGGAUCAAGAAGCUCGACCAGCUUGCCGGAGGCGAGAAGGGACUGGUGUGGUAUGUGAUGACGAGCGGGCCGACUAGGAAGGAGACGGAGAAGUACUUUAGGGACAGUGGGUUCUUCGGGUUGGACGCCGAGAACGUCGUAUUUUUCGAUCAAGGUGUUCUUCCGGCUUUGACGAACGACGGCAAGAUCUUUUUGCAAGACCGCUCCUCCGUAGCCGUCGCACCUGAUGGCAACGGAGGUCUUUACGCCGCCUUGCGUCAACCCCUUCCCGAUCUCCCCGGCAACAUGAGCGUAUUACAACACAUGCAAUCUCGAGGGAUUCAACACGUCCACGCCUACUGUGUCGACAACUGUCUCGUCCGAGUGGCCGAUCCCGUCUUUCUCGGCUACUCGAUCGAGAAGCAGGCAGAGACGGGUGCCAAGGUCGUCAAGAAGCGUCAUGCUACCGAGAGCGUCGGCGUCUUGGCCAAGAGGAACGGCAAGUACGGGGUCGUCGAGUACUCGGAGAUGGGAGAGAAGGAAGCAUCGAUGAAGGACCCUGAACACCCGGACGAGCUCGCCUUCCGCGCUGCCAACAUCGCCAACCACUACUUUACGCUCGAGUUUUUGCAAAAGAUGGAAGCGCUCGAGCAGAAGAUGACCUUCCACAUCGCCCGGAAAAAAAUCGCACACGUCGAUACCACCUCGGGUGAGGCCGUCAAACCGAGCCAACCGAACGGGAUGAAGCUCGAAUUGUUCGUAUUCGACGUCUUCCCCUUUACCGAGCGCCUGGCCGUCCUCGAGGUCCCUCGGUCGGAAGAGUUCAGCCCGCUCAAGAACGCUCCUGGGUCCGCUUCGGAUUGCCCAGAGACGAGCCGGAAGGACAUCCUGGCUCAACACGCUGGUUGGUUGAAGAACGCCGGGUGCGAGGUCGAGGAGGGGUGCGAGGUGGAAAUCGACCCAAAGGUCAGUUAUGCGGGAGAGGGGUUGGAGGCGUUCAAGGGCAAGAAGGUCGGAAAGUCGGUGAUCAUCGACAGCGUCGACCUCGCCGACAAGCUCUAGUUUGCAAUGGCGACGCACACAGGACGAGGACCAUCACUCGACCCAUCCCCGCCCCCUCAACGGCAAAUCAUGGCUUCUGCACUUUCCGUUUCCGCUAUAUUCACGACCCAUACAGCAUGUAUCAUUCUCUUCACAUGUCGGUCCGCUUCGCU